This is a messenger RNA of Hevea brasiliensis (rubber tree), 1481 nucleotides long. Its product is annotated as protein trichome birefringence-like 12. Gene Ontology annotation, molecular function: O-acetyltransferase activity. NCBI's taxonomy places the organism in Eukaryota, Viridiplantae, Streptophyta, Magnoliopsida, Malpighiales, Euphorbiaceae. The coding region runs from base 85 to 879 and encodes 264 amino acids. Gene Ontology annotation, cellular component: Golgi apparatus. The transcript has 3 exons. The record is from RefSeq and is a predicted model, not a curated record.
UCCACUUUCCACUUGAAAAAUUGAAUACACCAAACAGAGUCUUAACUCGAGCUCUACUCUCUCGGUCUCUCCUCUACGAUUCAGAUGGUGGAUCUGCAAUGCCUUCAAAGCUUCCUACUACAAUCCCUUGCCUCAUCUUCCUCUCCGUUCCUCUAUCUCUACUCCACUUCGCUCCUCCCUUGCUCCUCCACAUCCAUCACCACACCUUCUCCUUCUUCAACUUGCAAUCUCUUCGAAGGCCACUGGGUCUUAGACCCUGAGGCUCCCAAACCCUUUUACGAUGAGUCCUGCCCAUUUCAUAGAAACGCCUGGAACUGCCUUAGGAACAACAGAGACAACAUGGGUCUCAUCAAUUCCUGGAAAUGGGUGCCCCAAAAAUGCAAUUUGCCACGGAUUGAUCCGCAGAGAUUUCUAGGGAUAAUGAGAAAUAGGAACAUUGGAUUUGUUCGCGAUUCUUUAAAUGAGAAUUUUUUGGUGUCGUUCUUGUGUAUUCUUAGAGUGGCUGAUGCUGAUGCAAGGAGGUGGAAAAAGAAGGGGGCUUGGAGAGGUGCUUAUUUUCCCAAAUUCAAUGUCACCGUGGCAUAUCACCGGCCUGCUUUGCUCGCCAAAUAUCAAUACUUCCUUCCCUUGGUUUGUUUGAUGGAUUUAAAGUUGUUCUUGAGAAUAUGGUCUCAUAUAUACAAAAGGAAGUUCCUGGCAAGACAUUCAAGUUUUGGCGUCUGCAAUCACAGCGGCAUUUUUAUGGCAGUGAGUGGAACCAAAAUGGAAGUUGCUUGUUCAGUGAGGCCCUCAACGAAAAUGAGCUUGAUUUGUGGUUUGAUCCCAGCAAAAAAGGAGUUAAUAAAGAAGCAAGACAAAUUGAUCAUGCAAUUGAACUGACAUUGCAAUGCACGGAUAUCCACUCGCUGGAUCUAACUUGUUUGAGCGAUUAUAGAGCACAUGCAUACCCUUCAAUUUGGUUUGGGAAGAAGGAUGCCAAUGGCAAUCUGGGGUCAGAAUUGCAUGCAUUGGUGCCUACCUGGUGUUCCUGACGCAUGGAUUGAUAUAUUGUCAGAGCUUAUCUGUUAAGGCGUUUUGAAGAACCGAUAAAGAGACAAGGCAACAUUAACAAGUUAUAUCCAGACUUUAAUUAUUUUGCGGAUUUCUGUACAUUACACAAUAAAAUGCUGUGUAGUUUCAUGGACUAAGUUUUAGAAUCAGGCAAUCAGAAUACAAGCUGGUGUUUUAGACAGACUUCCUUGAGAUAUACUUCCAGUAGAUUCAGAUAAAAAAAGCUUCCCGCUACGUCCUUUUUACGUUGACGUUCUGAAGGGAAAUAAAUUUAUUCCCAGUUGUAAGUUGACAAAAAAAAGAAGAGAUGGGAAAUUCUUAUGGGUUGUGAAAUAGGUGAUUGGAAGCUUAACUGAAUGACUUCAUUUUUCUUCCAACUUGGUCAUGUACGUUUGAAAUAUCUAAUGUGUGUGCAUGAUUAUUUCUUUCAA